AUGCAGCGGCUUCUUGUCCGAAGGCUCUCCUCAGUGACCACUCAGGGGAGGAGAGGAUGCAGCUCAUCCCGUUCGACCGCCGCCGAGAUCAAUGGUGGCGCCGACGCCGUGGUCCCUGAAAUUCCUCCGUUCGACUACGCUCCUCCCCGAUACGACGGCCCCCGGGCGGCCGAGAUCUUGAGGAAGCGGUCCGAGUACCUCAGCCCCUCCAUGUUCUACUUCUACAAGAAGCCUCUGAACAUCGUGGACGGGAAGAUGCAGUACCUGUUCGACCAGGACGGGCGGCGCUACCUCGACGCUUUCGCCGGCAUCGCCACCGUGUGCUGCGGCCAUUGCCACCCCGACGUCGUCGACGCCGUCGUCCGCCAGACCAGCCGUCUGCAGCACUCCACCGUCGUGUAUCUGAACCACGCCAUCGCUGAUUUCGCAGAAGCGUUAGCUUCCAAGCUCCCCGGAGAUCUCAAGGUCGUCUUCUUCACCAACUCCGGCACCGAAGCGAACGAGCUCGCGCUGCUGAUAACUCGCCUGUACACCGGUUGCCAUGACAUCGUAUCAGUAAGGAAUGCGUACCAUGGGAAUGCAGCUGGAACAAUGGGGACUACGGCUCAAUAUAACUGGAAGUUCAAUGUCAUGCAGAGUGGAGUGCAUCAUGCGAUGAAUCCAGACCCAUACAGAGGAGCCUUUGGGCCGGAUGGAGAGAAGUAUGCCAGAGAUGUGCAAGAAAUCAUCGAAUUCGGGACGUCUGGUCAGGUCGCAGGUUUCAUUUCUGAAUCCAUACAGGGUGUGGGUGGGGUAGUGGAACUAGCACCAGGUUACUUGCCAGCUGUGUACGAGAGCAUAAGGAAAGCUGGUGGCCUCUGCAUAGCAGACGAAGUGCAGUCAGGAUUUGCACGCACUGGAAGUCACUUCUGGGGAUUUGAGGCCCAUGGGAUUGUACCUGACAUUGUGACAAUGGCAAAGGGUAUUGGGAACGGAAUUCCUCUUGGUGCAGUUGUCACAACACCAGAAAUAGCCCAAGUCUUGACUCGUCGGAACUACUUCAACACCUUCGGUGGCAACCCCGUGUGCACCGCUGGAGGGCUUGCUGUUCUUAGAGUUCUUGAGAAAGAAAAUCUUCAACACAACGCGUUGCUCGUUGGUUCCUACCUCAAAGGCCGACUCAAAGCCCUACAACAAAAGCACGAAAUCAUAGGCGAUGUCAGAGGAAGGGGGAUGAUGCUCGGAGUUGAACUGGUCACCGAUCGCAAGCAGAAAACCCCAGCACGAACUGAGAUCUCACAUGCCAUGGAUCAGAUGAAAGAUAUGGGAGUGUUGGUGGGCAAAGGAGGGUUUUAUGGCAAUGUGUUCAGAAUAACUCCGCCUCUCUGCUUCACCAAAGAAGAUGCCGACUUCUUCACUGAAGUGAUGGAUAUUGCAUUAUCAAAGCUCUGAGAUCUACAGACUCUAGGCUUAUGGUUUUAACUAUCCUCAGAUAUUAGCAAUAAUGUCUCUGUUGCAGGGCAGGCUAGGUUGAUUUGUGUUGUUGAGGGAAGGGAUUUUAAUGGCUCUGGUGGUAUGUAAAUAAUCCUCACUCUCUCCCUCUCUCCCUCCAGCUAUGGUGGAAUGUUUUCCUGUUUCUGAUCUAGAGGCACAUGAAAGUCCAAUAUAUAUCUGGUGGAUUCAAACCUUAUUAUGUACCUAUUAAUUUAUGGAUCAGAUUUCAUAUGGUAACUUAACCUAUUGUGAAUGAACUUAAGCUACAUGAUGAAUAUAGCUGGCAUGAGAAAUUAUCUGAAAGAAAAAUAAACAGUAAAAAGAAGGCAUCUGCUGUCUGACUGAAUAUAGCUGGUCUGACCUUUUUAUUGUUUCAAGCAGCUAAUGAUUCCAUUUACUUCAUUAGCAUUGAUGUUUCUACGUUGUGUUUACUAGAUUGUACAAGAAAAAUUAUAUCACCUAACAAUCUAUAAUAACAACAACAACAAAAUCGUAAGUCUCAACUAUUUAGGAUCGGCUACAUGGAUCUUUUAGCAUCAAAUAUGUAACAAAUCAUAUGUUUAGUUAAGUCUAGAGUACUUAAAUCUUUAUUUAUAAUUUUUAUUAAGAUCUUUUAAGAUUUUUUUUUCUAUCUCUCCUCGUGUCAUUAACAUUAAUUAUUUAACCUUUUCAUCACAUAACAAUCUAAGACAUCCGAAGGUCUCACCUCUUAGAAUCUAAGACAUCCGAAGGUCUCACCUCUUAGAUUGUUAUAUCACAUAACAAAAUAAGACAUCCGAUUGAAGUGGUUCCUGAAGUAUGAACGACAUUCAUAAAGCAAGCAGCUUGGCUGGUUACAUGUCAAUUGAUUGUAUGUAUCACAUAUAUCAGACACUCAUCACAUGUGGUUAUCCCAUAUUAUUUUGACAGGUCUAUCAAUUAGGUUAAAUAUCUAGUUUAUCCUAGAAAACUAUGCAUCAGUCAAUCAGUGGACCAC
Molecule: messenger RNA, 2449 nt
Organism: Musa acuminata AAA Group (dessert banana)
Lineage: Eukaryota; Viridiplantae; Streptophyta; Magnoliopsida; Zingiberales; Musaceae
Product: alanine--glyoxylate aminotransferase 2 homolog 3, mitochondrial-like
Exons: 9
Coding region: 1-1431 (476 amino acids)
Biological process (GO): glyoxylate catabolic process
Cellular component (GO): mitochondrion
Molecular function (GO): pyridoxal phosphate binding; L-alanine:glyoxylate transaminase activity
Source: RefSeq, a predicted model, not a curated record